CACGGCAUUGCCGGCCGCUACUACAAGCCAGGACGACACGACAUCACCAGCCGCUCCUGCAAGCCAGGCCGACACGGCAUCACCGACCGCUACUGCAAGCCAGGGCGACACGGCAUCACCGGCCGCUACUGCAAGCUAAGGCGACACGCCUCACUGGCCACUACUGCAAACCAGGGCGAUACAACAUCACCGGCCACUACUGCAAGCCAGGGCGAAACGGCAUCACCGGCCGCUACUGCAAGCCAGGGAGACACGGCACCACCGGCCGCUACUGCAGGCCAGGAUGACACGGUACAACCGGCCACUACUGCAAGCCAGGGUGACACGAUAUCAUCGACCGCUACUGCAAGCCAGGGUGACACGGCAUCACCGGCUGCUAGUCGAGGCCAGGGCGACACGGUAUCACCGGCCGAUACUGCAGGCCAGGGCGACAAUGCUUCACCGGCCGCUAAUGCAGGCCAGGUUAACACGGCAUCACCGGCCGCUUCUGCAAGCCAGGUUGACACGUCAUCACCGGCCGCUACUGCAAGCCAGGGCGACAUGGCAUCACCGGCCGCUACUGCAAGCCAGGGCGACACGGCAUCACCGGCUACUACUGCAAGCCAGGGAAACACGGCAUCAUCGGCCGCUACUGCAGGCCAGGGCGACACGCCAUCACCGGCCGCUACUGCACGCCAGGGCGACACGGCAUCACCGGCCGCUUCUGCAAGCCAGGGUGACACGGAAUCACCGGCUGCUACUGCAAGCCAAGGCGACACGGCAUCAACGGCUGCUACUGCAAGCCAGGGCGACACGGCAUCACCGGCCACUGCUGAAAGCCAGGGUGACACGGCAUCACCGGCUGCUACUGCAUGCCAGGGUGACACGGCAUCGUCGGCCACUACAGCAAGUCAGGGUGACACAGCAUCACCGGCCACUACUGCAGGCUAGGGCGACACGGCUUCACCGGCCGCUAGUGCAAGCCAGGGCGACAUGCCAUCACCGGCUGCUAUUGCAAGCCAGGGCGACACGGCACCACCGGCCGCUACUGCAAGCCAGGAUGACACGGCAUCACCGGCCACUACU
Messenger RNA from Sycon ciliatum, 1065 nucleotides. Its product is annotated as mucin-19-like. The annotation marks the transcript as partial. NCBI's taxonomy places the organism in Eukaryota, Metazoa, Porifera, Calcarea, Leucosolenida, Sycettidae. The transcript has a single exon. The record is from RefSeq and is a predicted model, not a curated record.